GUUAACAGUGAAAAUGUAGUGAAAGUUGGCCACAGGCAGGUGGUGAACAUGAUUCGACAAGGGGGUAAUCACCUAGUUCUUAAGGUUGUUACAGUAACCAGGAAUCUUGAUCCAGAUGAUACAGCUAGAAAGAAAGCCCCACCACCUCCAAAGCGAGCUCCAACCACUGCAUUGACCUUGCGGUCUAAGUCAAUGACCUCAGAGCUUGAAGAGCUUGUGGAUAAAGCUUCAGUACGGAAGAAGAAGGAUAUUCUCCCUUCACAUUUUGAAGGUUUGAAGAAGAGGAUUGUUUUUCGAGUCACACUAAAUAAAGUGGAUGAAAUUGUACCAGUUUCCAAGCCAUCAAGAAUUACAGACAAUGUGACUGUGGACUCAAGAGUGGCAACGAUUAAACCGCGGCCUUCCAGUAGAUGCUUUCCUUCAGCUACAGAUAUGAAUUCCAUGUACGAUAGACAGGGUAUUGCUGUGAUGCCACCUACAGUACCUGGGACACCUCAAGGUCUUUUUCUAGGUAUACCUCGGGGUACAAUGAGAAGACAAAAAUCUAUAGGAAUAACAGAGGAAGAACGUCAAUUUUUGGCUCCUCCUAUGUUGAAAUUUACCAGAAGUCUAUCCAUGCCAGACACUUCUGAAGAUAUCCCCCCUCCACCACAGUCUCUACCCCCUUCACCACCACCACCUUCUCCCUCCCUUUAUAACUCUCCCAAAUCUCCAACAUCAAGAAGCUAUGGAACAAUUAAACCUGCAUUUAAUCAGAAUUCAGGUUCAAAGGUUUCUUCAGGUAGAUCUGAACAUAUGGGAACAAUAAUGAGGGACAAAGGGAUGUAUUACAGAAGAGAAUUGGACCGUUAUUCUCUAGAUUCUGAGGACUUGUAUAGUAGGAAUGUUGCAUUGCAGGCAAACUUCAGAAACAAGAGAGGUCAGAUGCCGGAAAACCCAUAUUCUGAAGUUGGGAAGAUAGCAAGCAAAGCUGUUUACGUGCCAGCCAAACCAGCCAGGCGGAAGGGAAUGCUAGUGAAACAGUCUAAUGUCGAGGAUAGUCCAGAAAAGACCUGUUCUAUUCCAAUUCCAACAAUUAUUGUGAAAGAACCAUCUACCAGCAGUAGUGGGAAAAGCAGCCAAGGAAGCAGUAUGGAGAUUGACCCUCAGUCUUCAGAGCAGCCUGGACAGCUCAGACCUGAUGAUAAUUUAAAUGUCAGUAGUCCAUUUGCAGCGGCCAUUGCUGGAGCAGUGAGGGACAGGGAAAAGAGAUUAGAAGCUAGGCGUAAUUCUCCAGCUUUCCUUUCUACAGACUUGGGAGAUGAGGAUGUUGGCCUGUUGCCCCCAACACCACGUGUGAGGCAAUCCAAAUUUACCGAUGAAGACGUAUUUAGUAAUGAAGAUAGUUUUAGGCAACUUAUGUCACCAUCACCAAUUCCUGCACCUAGAGAAUCUGAAAAUCUUUUUAAUAGCAGUGAACCUAGCAACGAAAGUGAUGCAAGGACAUUAAACUCUUCAUCCAUAAAAAAAGUUACUGAAAACAAUAUGGUUGCAACUCAGACCGUUAAUGUGUCCAGUUCGGAUAAUUAUGUUCACCCACUCACAGGAAAGCUAUUAGAUCCAAACUCACCUUUAGCACUUGCGCUCUCUGCAAGAGAUAGAGCCAUGAAAGAACAAACGCAACAACCUCCAGGCAAAGGAGAAACUGGUAAAGCAGACCUUGAUAAACCACUUUAUAUUGAUACAAAGCUGAGAUCUAAUAUUGAAACAACAUUUUCUGUGACUGCUGCUGUUACCAGGCAAAAUACACGUGGCCCACUGAGAAGGCAGGAGACUGAAAACAAAUAUGAAACAGAUAUGGGGAAAGAGAAGAAGCCUGAAGAAAAGAAAAACAUGCUGAUAAAUAUUGUGGAUACUUCACAGCAGAAAUCAGCUGGUUUACUAAUGGUUCAUACUGUGGAUGCAGCAAAGUCUGAUGACACCUUUGAAGAUGAUGAGAAGAGAGUUGAAAUGGAAAUGAACCCAGACAAUUCUCCAUCGGAGAUCCCAGAAAAUAGUGAAGAAGCAAAAAGUGAGUUGAAUGUAUCUGCUACACCUGAGCCACCUGCAUCUCCCUGCAAAACAAUUGUAGCAGCUAGCUCUGUUGAUGACCCUGUCAUUUUGCCAUUUCGCAUCCCUCCACCUCCUUUAGCAUCUAUUGAUAUUGAUGAAGAAUUUAUUUUUACUGAGCCAUUACCUCCUCCCUUAGAAUUUGCUAACAGUUUUGAUAUCCCUGAUGACCGUUCAGCUCCAGGUUCUGCUGUAACAGACUUACUUAAGCAAAGAAAAAAUGGAACACCUACAUCUGUUUCAUUUAACCCCAACCAAUCAACGAAUUCUUUAGACAGUAAAAAACAAGUGGGGCUUUCAAACUGUUUGCCUGCCUCAUUUCUGCCACCCCCUGAAAGUUUCGAUCAUGUCACCGACUCUGGGAUUGAGGAGGUAGACAGUCGAUCUAGUAGUGACCAUCACUUGGAGACAACCAGCACUAUCUCAACAGUGUCCAGCAUCUCUACCUUAUCCUCUGAAGGUGGUGAGAACUUGGAUACUUGUACAGUCUAUGCAGAUGGGCAAACAUUUCUGGUGGACAAACCCCCAGUACCUCCUAAGCCAAAAAUGAAGCCCAUAAUCAACAAAAGCAAUGCACUUUACAAAGAUGCUCUAAUUGAAGAAACUGUAGACAGCUUUGUUAUCCCUCCACCUGCUCCACCCCCACCUCCUAUCAUUGCACAGCCCAGUACGGCUAAAGUUUUACAGCAAAGGACCUCUAAGCUAUGGGGUGAUGUAACUGAAGUAAAAAGCGCAAUUCUCUCAGGCCCAAAGGCUAACGUUAUUAGUGAAUUGAACUCAAUACUACAACAAAUGAACAGAGAGAAAUCCUCAAAGCCAGGGGAAGGGUUGGAGUCGCCUGCUGGAACAAAAACUGCAAGUCUCAGUACAAGGAGCACAGAAGUCAUGAGUACUGUCUCAGGUACACGAAGUACAACCAUCACUUUUACAGUCCGGCCUGGAACCAGCCAGCCCAUCACAUUGCAGAGCAGGUCGCCAGACUAUGACAGUAGGACAUCAGGAGCGAGACACGCUCCAAGCCCUGUGGUUUCACCAACAGAAAUUAACAAAGACAUCAUGCUUGCUCCUCUGACUGCUGCUGCUUCCGCUUCAUCUCCUUCUCCAACUCUAUCUGAUGUAUUUAGCCUACCCAGCCAGCCUCCUUCUGGGGACUUAUUUGGCUUGAACACAGGACGCAGCAGGUCUCCUUCUCCCUCAAUAUUGCAACAGCCAAUCUCAAAUAAGCCUUUUACAACUAAGCCUGUCCACCUGUGGACUAAACCAGAUGUGGCAGAUUGGUUGGAAAGUCUAAACUUAGGUGAACAUAAAGAGACCUUCAUGGACAAUGAAAUAGAUGGCACCCAUUUACCAAACCUUCAGAAGGAAGACUUGAUAGACCUUGGAGUGACUAGAGUUGGGCACAGAAUGAAUAUAGAAAGAGCUUUGAAACAACUACUGGACAGAUAAAAAUGGCUACUCUUGCCUCUCAAACUUCUGUUAUAAAUAGAGAUGGGCUGGUACUGAAAUACACAAAAUGUCUUGGCUGUCUGUGAAUGCCAGCAAAAGAAGAAAAGGUUUAAUUUAGCUGCUGGUACUCAGUAAUUCAGACUGUAUGUUUAGUGCCCAAGCUUAAACCCAAGUAAAUGAAAUUAAUGGGGCUAUUUUAUUUCAAAGGUAGGGGUGGGGAGGUGUGGGGUGGAGAUAGAGAAGAAAGUUAAUUGUUAACUUUGAAAUAUUACCUAUCCAUUUAUGAUGCCCUUCAUCUGGACCCAGAACGUGUAAGUUUUUUUUUCUUUUGGUUUAAAACCACAAGCAUUUCAUUUUUGAGCAAAAAAUAACCUUAUUUUAUAUACACCUCUCCCCUGCCAUCCAGGGUAGUCCGUUCUUGACACUCUCUUGUCGUGGAAUCUCAACGUUUUUUUCCCUCUUGGGCUUUUUUGGAUAGAUCCUCAUGUGCUUUACCUUUUUAACCAGUUUUUAAUUAAUAAAUAGCAGAUGCACUACUUCACCCCCUCUUUCACAAUGUCAGUUUGAUCCAGUGUAGAUCUUUGGUUUGUUGGCAGUGAAGCUGAUAGUGCUGUUGGAGACUCUUGUUCAAAGGUAACUGUUCUGCUUUACUUAGGUAUUUCUUUAUUUCUGCGUUUAUAUUUAGCACAAUUCCAAGGUAGCAGAAUAGGUUUUAAACAUGCUGUACUGACCUGAUAAGUAGAAUGUGGAAACUAUGUAUAGAUUGGAAGAAAAUUCUCUGAGAUCCCAUGAAAUGAGGCUAGUUUGAACCAGACACCCCCAUUUUGCAACCAGAUAAACUGCUAAUGAGGCCCAACAUAUACUAUAUGAGCAAAUUAAAAUGUGGUUGUGAAGUGUUGGCUAUACUUAUCCAUGUGCAUCUUUUAGACUUUAUAGUCAGAUUUUUCAAACAUGCUGAGCCCCCACAGAUUCUGCUUAAUUCAUUGAGAUGCAAGUACUCAACUGAAAAACUGGGAUAUAAGACGGGAUAUUGCUUCCAUGGAAGUUAGUAGGAAUGCUGCCACUGACAACUGGGAGCAGGAUUGGGGCCUGUUAGUAGAAAUAAAAAUGUUUUGAGCACGUGAUCACCUACAGUUUAAAAAAUAUUUAAAGGGUAAAUGUUAACAAAGGAGGGGACGUGGUGUCCUAGAAUGCAAGUGUUCCAAAGGGCCAGGAAAACAGGUCCAGGUUUAUGGGCUUGGUUUAUCAUUUCCUGGCUAGCCUGGGUUGGGCUGUUGGUGGAGGAAGCAUAGUCAAUGCCUAAGCAGGAGCAGAAAGCUUCCCAUCACACUCAAGUGACUUCUUUACUGUGUUCCAAAAUUAUUAGUAGCGGGGUCCGGAGAGCAAUCCGUCAAGCCCUGAUCAGCAUUACAGACGAUUGGCCCACUUUGGGGUUGAUUGUUGACUGCUUCUGCACUCUGUGUACCCUGGGCAUACACAGUUUUGGCAGAUUUGACUUUUUUUUUCUUUAAAGUUAACAAUUUUCUCUCUAUCUGACCCCUUUUAUAAUUAACACCUCUUAAUUUCUGUAGGAGUUUUGUGGGUCUUACUUUCUGAACGUUCAACCUGUUCAAGGCAGGCACAUCAUGUAUGGACAGCCAGACUCUCAUCCUACCAUACUAUCAGGUUCUCCCACCUUUUGGAAGGUUCCUGAUUUUUUUUUCCCUUGCUAUGGUCCAGCCUCUCUCUAAUUAUAAUUUUUUUUCUGCUCACAGUCAAGUGUCUAAUUAGGUCUGCAACAGCCCUAGAACAAGUACAUAAAAUUUAGCAAUUUAAAUACCUUUCUUUACUGCAAGUUUAAAUAGUUGUACAGAUAGUUUAUAAGCACAAUAUUUUAAGAAAAUAAGUGGCUGGUCUACUGGGCAGCCUUUGUGCCACUUCAGUGCUAGAAUGUUAAAAAAAUAAAAAAAAAUAAAAAUUUAAAAAAAAGUAAAAAAACACUUUUGUGGUUUAAUACUAUUUCUGUGGAAUAAUAAGUCUUGACCUUUUUAAAUCAACCUCAUUUGGAUGCAUCUGAACCAGCAGAGCUGUGUUAUAUUUUCUAUUUUUCCUAGAACUUCUUCAAAGGAGGAUUGAAUACUUCUUCAAAAGUGAUUACACAAUUAACAAUGCAUUAGCAAAGCAACUAUUCAACCUGCUGCCCCCUUUAUGGAACAAAUCUUGACUUAACAUCUGUUACUACACCCUUUGCAGGUCUAUAUUUGUAUAUGAAAGUUCCAAGUAACCUUGUAAUAAAAAUCAGUAUUGAGGCAUUUUACUUUCAAGAGUACUGAGUUUUUCCAUAGUUACAUGGCUAUUGUUGUAGAGAAUGACAUUUUUCAUUCAGAUAUUCAAUAAUGGCACCUUAGGGCCAUCAAAUACUUUAAAAAGUGUAAAAAUGGUAAUUCAGCCAUUAUUGUCUUCCAUUUGGUGAUAUUACAGAAUUCAGUAAAUAAACCACUAAUGCCAUGCUCCUUUUUAUUUCUUUGACUACAGUUGGUAUUACCUCUAUAAUAUGUGCCAGAAAAUACAAUAGAUAAUACGGUAGUAAAAGAAAAUGUAGAUGAUGACUUUUAAGAUGCUUUUUAAUCACAACCUUAUUGUUGAAUUUAGGUUUAAUGAGUGCUGACAUACACAAGUAAAUUACAGCUGAUGGUAUCCUUUUCUUAAACAAGUGUUUCUUGCUUAUGUAUCUUUUCAGGCACUUAAAGAAUAGGUACAGUAUAAUUAGUAGAACAGAGAUUAAAAACACUAAAGAGCUAAUGAAAUAGUUUAUUUUUACAUUGUGUCUUAUGAUCUAAAGGGUAACAGGACCUACUUUUACCAAUAAAAUACACCUCUGCCAAGAUGAAUUGGUCUCUAGCUCUGUUUGAUGACUUUGCUACAGAAAGCAAUAGUAACAGAUAAAACUCCUAGUAUUUUCAUCAGUUUUGGAAAUGUUGGGGUGGGGGAAUGGCCCUAUUUCACACUACUAUGAUAGUGGAGAAGAAAAUGUUAGAGCUCUAUGAAACAUGUUAUGAUAUUCCAGGUUUUAGGAUCAACUUUUGUUUAUAUACUGUAAUUUAAAUAAAUUGCAUUUACAUGCCUAAUUUCUGUAAUAUUUGUGUAUACAAUACCAAAAUCACACAAGAUGUAAAUUGUGUAUAACUGCAGACUCCUUUUCCUGAGUGUCUGGGAACAUUUUAAGUUUAAUUCAUAUAUUAUAAAAUGACUAGAUGUGACUGUUGAUUUACAAAAUUUACAUAUCACAAAAGCUAAUUAUUUGUGGUACUUAAGUUAAUAAAAAUGGUGAUUUUCUGAGUUCUUAAACGAGCAUUACCCAGUUGAUCUGGCAAUGAUUGUGUGUAAGCCACAAAUAUUGAUAAUUUUUCCAUUACAUUUUUUCUUUUCUUUUCUAGAUAUUAAUGUUUCUCAAUAUAGUUUGUGUAACAAUUUGUGUUCACGUUAUCUAUGUUGCUGUAAUUUUUGUGCUUUAAUUCCUCUUAUUUCGAAUUGAUUAAAAAUCAAGCUCCUGUAACUUGCACUUUCCCUGAUCCUUAAUACUCUUGUAUGGCAACCAAAAUUCCUGUAAGAAAUAAAUAUAAUAUUGCACUAA
Molecule: messenger RNA, 7147 nt
Organism: Chelonoidis abingdonii (Abingdon island giant tortoise)
Lineage: Eukaryota; Metazoa; Chordata; Testudines; Testudinidae
Source: RefSeq, a predicted model, not a curated record